AAAAGUGGUGACCAUUGCCAAGUCGAAGAAGUUUCGGGAUCGCCACGGGAAAGUUCUGCUGGAGGGCCAGAGGCUGAUCAAGGAUGCUCUGGAGGCAGGGGCUGCGCUGCAGACUCUCUUCUUCAGCACUGUGGGGCACCUGAAGGAGCUGCCCGAGGCACAGCUAAAACAAGCCACCUUAGUUAAGGUGAAAUUUGAAGACAUUAAGACCUGGUCUGACCUCGUAACUCCUCAGGGGCUUUUAGGGAUCUUUGCCAAGCCCGACCAUGCCAAGAUGUCUUACCCUGCUGCUCAGCUAACCAGCUCUUUGCCCCUGCUCCUCAUCUGUGACAAUAUCCGAGAUCCAGGAAACAUGGGGACUAUUCUGAGAUCUGCAGCAGGAGUCGGCUGUGAGAAAGUGCUGCUCACCAAAGGCUGUGUGGAUCCAUGGGAGCCAAAGGUGCUCCGUGCAGGCAUGGGGGCUCACUUCCGUCUGCCCAUCGUCGCCAACCUGGACUGGGAAUCUGUUCCCAGCAACCUUCCUGCUGGCGUCCAGGUCUGCGUGGCCGACAACAAAGACCCCAGUGCUCAGACCGAGACAGCAACCGUGCCAAGGGGAGCUGGUGGGGCUGGCUCUGCCUCUGGCAGCCCCAAAGCUCCUGUGAAAUCCAAACCCAAGGCUGGUCCUGAGCAAGAGGACGAGGAGGGAGCGGCAGGCGUCUGCAUCCCAGAGCUGGCCACACAAUAUUACUACGAGAACUGGACACAGACUCCGGUGGCAGUGGUGAUCGGCGGAGAGACCCAUGGUCUGAGUCCAGAUGCUCUUCACCUCGCAGCCAGCACCGGUGGGAAGAGACUGGUCAUUCCUGUGGUGCCAGGCAUGGACAGCUUGAACUCUGCCAUCGCUGCGGGCAUCGUGCUGUUUGAGGGGAAGAGACAGCUGCUGCGGAGGCACAAGCAGGAAGGCGAAAGGCAGAAGUUCCCUGUAGUGGGCUAA
Mesitornis unicolor (brown roatelo) is the source of this 976-nucleotide messenger RNA. RefSeq names its product RNA methyltransferase like 1 (gene MRM3). The annotation marks the transcript as partial. NCBI's taxonomy places the organism in Eukaryota, Metazoa, Chordata, Aves, Mesitornithiformes, Mesitornithidae. Gene Ontology annotation, molecular function: RNA methyltransferase activity; RNA binding. The record is from RefSeq and is a predicted model, not a curated record. The transcript is spliced from 3 exons. Gene Ontology annotation, biological process: RNA processing.